AUGUUCGACGAUGAGAUUCUUCAAAUCGCCGAACGAUACGGAGCUCCGAAUCGCCUCUCCCCUAUUGCUCCCUGGACAAGUCAGUGUUUAGCAAAAUUCCUGGCAAGCCAGAAUUCACCAAAUUCUCUCACCGAAAACCAGCCCACGUCAAGCCUCCAAAACCAGCAUUCGGUAUUCGAUUUCUCGCCACUAGAGGCAACAUCGAUCCAGUGCUUUUCGGAGGUCCCGUCGCCAAUCAAUAUCUCAUCGAACGAACGUUUGCUGGACAUAGUCAAGCAAAUCGAUGCCUCGUCAAGCGAGCGCUCUCCAGGAACGACCAAAGAUGAGUUUUGCCAAACUGCCGACCGCAACAUAGCUUCAAAUCACUGCUCGCCAAUCAAGUGCUCGCCAGGCCAGCCUUCGCCUGUUGGCCUCUCACCAUGUAAGCCAUUCUCACCUGAACUAUCGAUGUUUGAGUUCUCGCCAGUGAAGGUCCAGCGCUUGCCAGACGUCUUCUCGCCACUGAAGACCACGUCAAGCGAUAAUUCAUCAAACAGCUUUUGCCAAUCAAGGCUUCGUUUAGCUGCUCCGAUGAAAAAAAUUGGUCCAGCGCUUUGUUGUUGUUUGGACGUCCUGUCUCCAACAAAGCCCUUGUCGGACCAGAGCUUUUCUGACGCCACUUCCACUUCAGCCAUCAUCGACCAAUUGUUUGCCGAAUCAUCAUUCGCCAUCGGAGUCUCUUCACAGAACAAUCCGGCGAUCGACAGAAAAAAGUACGGUGCUCCAUUGAGAAGAAAGAAAAUGCCAGAUGGCUCUUGGAAGACGCUUCCGUGGAUUAAGCAAAAAGGAUAUGUUGAAACUCCGACCUCGUCCAACACCAUUCAACGUCCGUCGAUUUGCUUCUCGCCAGUAAAGCCCUUAAUGAGCCUGUGCUCUUCGGAUUGUCUCUCGCCAAUCCAACACUUUUCGAGCAAACCACUUCCGUCAUUUUCUAGCCGGCCAUCGCCUGAUUGCCACCUGCCAUUAAAGCCAUUGCCAGAAAAGCGCUCGCCAAAUCGCCUCUCCUCUCGCAAGCUAUUAAUGAUCCAGCGCUCGAAACGCCGCGUGUACCGCCAACAGCUCUCAUCAGAUUUGUCUGACGAAGGGAAUCGCCCAGUUUGCGAAAAAAACAAAACUCUGGUGGCCAACAAUUGUAUCGGUGCUCCAUUGAAGAGGAAAAGAAUGCCGGACGGCUGCUGGAAAACGCUUCCGUGGAUUAAGAAGCAGCAAUUGUCAAGCUUGUCAAGCAAACCACUUCCGUCAUUGUCAAGCCAGCCACUCUGUUCAGAUUGGUCCGACGAAGGGAAUCUCCUAGUUUGCGAAAAUAAGAUCGUCAACGCUCGGAUCAAAAACAUGCCAUUGGGAAGAAUUAAGAUGGCUGAUGGCACCUGGAAGACUCUCCAAUGGAUCAAGCCAAAAGGUUACGUUCCGAAGUUUUAUAAUUGUUGA
Messenger RNA from Caenorhabditis briggsae, 1467 nucleotides. The transcript is spliced from 6 exons. The coding region runs from base 1 to 1467 and encodes 488 amino acids. Lineage: Eukaryota; Metazoa; Nematoda; Chromadorea; Rhabditida; Rhabditidae. The record is from RefSeq and is a predicted model, not a curated record.